AUGGAUAUUGCAACAGAGGCACCCAAAGCUCCUUUGACAAGUGAAAGGAAGAAUGUUGGAUCAGAUUUGGCAAGGGCAUUGAACACUUCAAGUGUGGAAAAUCCACAUGGAACAGUACCAGGACACGACAACAAUGGAAUGAGUGUUCUUCAGCAACAUGUUUCCUUUUUUGAUCAAGACAAAGAUGGAAUUGUUUAUCCCCGGGAAACCUACAGAGGUAUGAGAAAUCUAGGUUUCGGUCGGUUCGAAAGCUUUCUUGCUGCAAUCCUCAUCAAUGGGGCAUUGAGUUACUGGACUCUCCUUGGAUGGCUACCAAAUUUACAUUUCCCUUUAUACAUAGAUAGAAUACAUAAAUGCAAGCAUGGAAGUGACUCUUCAACAUAUGACACUGAAGGAAGGUUUAUGCCAAUGAACUUCGGAAGUAUUUUCAGCAAGUAUGCUCGAACUGUGCCCGACAAGUUAACAUUUGGAGAACUAUGGCAUAUGACUGAAGCUAAUCGAAAUGCAUAUGACUUCAUUGGCUGGAUAAUAGCAAAGGGAGAAUGGAUACUUUUGUAUAGACUUGCAAAAGAUGAAAAUGGUUAUCUGUCAAAAGAAGCUGUGAGGGGUUGUUUCGAUGGGAGUUUGUUUGAACACGUUGCCAAAAUGAAUACUACUGGUAACAAAAAGAGCCAUAGAUUGAAGGAAUGAAGGUUGUGGCUUUGACAUACGUGUUGUUUGAGUAUGUUGCCAAAAUAAAGAAUAAUAAUCACUGCUUUAACAGAUGUAUUUAAGUGUUUUAUUAAAUUGGUGUUGCUCCUUAUCGGAUUUCAACCCAAUUAUGAAAUUAUCAAAAUAAUUUAUUUUAUAAAGUAAUAAAUAUUAUUUUAAGAGUAA
This is a messenger RNA of Gossypium arboreum, 876 nucleotides long. RefSeq names its product probable peroxygenase 3. The record is from RefSeq and is a predicted model, not a curated record. Gene Ontology annotation, molecular function: calcium ion binding; monooxygenase activity. NCBI's taxonomy places the organism in Eukaryota, Viridiplantae, Streptophyta, Magnoliopsida, Malvales, Malvaceae. The coding region runs from base 1 to 690 and encodes 229 amino acids. The transcript has 6 exons.